Python bivittatus (Burmese python) is the source of this 2740-nucleotide messenger RNA. RefSeq names its product ERCC excision repair 4, endonuclease catalytic subunit (gene ERCC4). Gene Ontology annotation, biological process: resolution of meiotic recombination intermediates; nucleotide-excision repair involved in interstrand cross-link repair; double-strand break repair via homologous recombination. Gene Ontology annotation, molecular function: damaged DNA binding; single-stranded DNA binding; single-stranded DNA endonuclease activity. Lineage: Eukaryota; Metazoa; Chordata; Lepidosauria; Squamata; Pythonidae. The record is from RefSeq and is a predicted model, not a curated record. Gene Ontology annotation, cellular component: nucleotide-excision repair factor 1 complex.
GUGACAGCCGCUGGCCAUGGCGGCCGGGCCGCCUCUGGAGCACGAGACGCAGAUCUUCCUGGAUCUCUUCCACCAGGACGGACUGGUCAUCUGCGCGCGCGGGCUGGGCGUCGACCGCCUGCUCCUGCGCUUCCUUCGCCUCUACUGCGAGCCCAGCCGGCUGGUUCUGGUGCUGAACACCAGCCCUGCGGAGGAGGAGUAUUUUAUUGACCAGUUAAAGACUGAUAACGUGGCUUAUCUUCCUCGGCGUGUUACAAAUGAAAUUGUCAGCAGCAGCCGCUAUGAAGCUUACACCCAAGGGGGAGUUAUUUUUGCCACUAGCCGAAUUCUGGUGGUGGAUUUUCUGACAGACAGGAUUCCUGCAGAUCUUAUCACUGGAAUUCUGGUGUACAAAGCCCACAGAAUCAUUGAGUCUUGCCAAGAAGCUUUUAUCUUGCGGCUCUAUCGCCAGAAGAACAAGCAAGGUUUCAUCAAAGCCUUCACAGAUAAUGCGGUUGCUUUUAACACUGGCUUUUGUCACGUGGAAAGAGUCAUGCGAAACCUCUUUGUAAGGAAGCUGUAUCUCUGGCCAAGGUUUCAUGCUGUGGUACACUCCUUUUUAGAGCAACACAAACCUGAAGUGGUGGAAAUACACAUCACCAUGACUUCAGCCAUGCGCGCCAUCCAGAGUUCCAUAUUGGACAUCCUGAAUGCAUGUCUGAAAGAACUGAAGCAGUGCAACCCUGCUCUGGAAGUGGAGGAUCUGUCGUUAGAAAAUGCCAUUGGGAUGGCUUUUGAAAAGACAAUUCGUCACUAUUUAGAUCCUCUUUGGCAUCAGCUUGGAACCAAGACCAAAUCUCUGGUCCAAGAUUUGAAGAUCCUCCGUACGUUGCUACAGUACUUGACUCAGUAUGAUUGCGUCACUUUCCUUCAUCUUUUGGAGUCUCUAAGAGUGUCGGAAAAAGCUUUUGGUCAGAAUUCAGGCUGGCUUUUUCUUGAUUCUAGUACAUCAAUGUUUCUGAAUGCUCGGAGCAGAGUUUAUCGCCUUCCAGACAAUAAUGCGAGUAAGAAAAAAAAAGCCUCUGAAAAAACAGAUGUAAAAGAAGCAAAAGAACAGAAGAGGGAAUUGGUCCUGGAAAGCAAUCCAAAGUGGGAUGCCCUCGGAGAAGUGCUGAAGGAGAUUGAAGGGGAGAAUGCCAACAGUGAAGCCCUGGGUGGGCCAGGGCGAGUGCUUAUUUGUGCCAGCGAUGACCGUACUUGUGCUCAGCUCAAGGAAUAUAUCACGAUCGGGCCCAAAGCUUAUUUAACAAAGCUCUACAACAAAACCUUUGGGUUGGAUAAGGAAGCUAGUGGAAGCUGCCUGAAGAACAGGAGAGAAGCUAAGCGCCAUGACAAGAAUGCCAGAGAACCACCAGCCAAAAAAGCAAAAACAGAAUCCUCCAAACCAAACAAGAGAAAGAAAAAGGCAGAGUUAACUCUAACACAAAUGUUAAACAAAGAAGAGCAGGAAAAUAUCAAGGGAGAACAAGAAGAUUCUGAGGGCUUCAGCAGUAGCCAGGAGAGCAAUGGUGAAAGAUCAGAAGAUCUCCAAUUAAAGCUGUCAUCCUCAGAUGCCUAUUAUGGUAUCCUAAAGGAACCACUAACUGUUAUCCAUCCUUUAAAUGGGUGUGGGGACCCUUAUGCCCUCACAUCCGUCCUGCAUGAGGUGGAACCAAGAUACGUUGUGUUGUAUGAUGCAGAGCUGACUUUUGUUCGUCAGUUGGAAAUUUACAAAGCUAGCAGGCCAGGAAAGCCUUUGAGAGUUUAUUUCCUUGUUUAUGGAGGAUCAACUGAAGAACAGCGCUACCUUACGAUGCUAAGGAAAGAAAAGGAAGCCUUUGAAAAACUCAUUCGAGAGAAGGCCAGCAUGGUAAUCCCCGAAGAAAGAGAAGGGCGAGAUGAAACCAACUUGGAUUUAGCAAGAGAUUCCACUCCAGCCACAGUUUCUAUUGAUACUCGCAAAGCAGGUGGCCAACACCAGAAGGCCGUGCAGCACAGUAUUGUGGUGGACAUGCGUGAAUUUCGCAGCGAGCUUCCAUCCUUGAUUCAUCGUCGGGGCAUUGACAUUGAGCCCGUGACGUUAGAAGUGGGGGACUACAUUCUCACACCUGAUAUCUGCGUGGAACGGAAGAGCAUCAGUGAUCUCAUUGGCUCUCUAAAUAAUGGGAGGUUGUACACUCAGUGCGUUUCUAUGUCUCGCUAUUAUAAGCGGCCCGUCCUCCUCAUUGAAUUUGAUCCCAAUAAAUCCUUUUCUCUCACUCCCCGGGGGUCUCUGUACCAAGAGAUCUCCAGCAACGAUGUUAUCUCCAAACUCACACUCCUUACCCUCCAUUUCCCACGACUCCGGCUCCUGUGGUGCCCCUCUCCGUAUGCCACCGCUGAAUUGUUCGAAGAACUGAAACAGAACAGGCCUCAGCCUGACGCAGCAACCGCUUUGGCGGUCACAGCCGAUUCUGAAAGCCUCCCUGAACAGGACAAGUACAACCCAGGUCCUCAAGACUUCCUGCUAAAAAUGCCUGGAAUAAAUUCCAAAAACUGCCAGGCCAUAAUGAAUCAUGUUAAGAGCAUUGCAGAACUUACCACCCUUUCUCAGGACAAGUUGGCAGAACUUCUGGGCAACGCUGCCAAUGCUAAGCAGCUCUAUGAGUUCAUUCAACUACCUUUGACAGAAGCUGUUUCUCAAGGGAAAACAAAGAGGUGAUGAUGUAUCACACAGGGCUUC